AGCGACUCGUGAGUCUGCCAUAGUAAAAUUGUUUGGAAUUAGGGUUUCGGAAUCAGUGCUCCAGAAUCUAUGAAAGGUAAAAUUGUUAAAUUUUUCUGAUAAAUCCUCUGCUAACUAUUGUAGUUAUGCUUGUGGGAACAGAGCAUUGUCGAAACGUGUCGGUUAAGUAUGCAAAACUGAUAGCAACUCGUGAGUCUGCCAUGGUAAAAUUGUUUGGAAUUAGGGUUUCGGAAUCAGUGCUCCAGAAUAUAUGAAAGAAUGAUGUGUGGGGAGCUGGUGAAAUGGGGUCUUCUACAUUAUCAUAUUUGAUGCUCUUUGUGAAUGGUUAUGGAUUGUUGCGAUGCAAUGGAUACUCUUUUGUGCACAUUGUUUAAGAAAGCAACAGAGUUACAUGGUUUAAGCUUUCUGUUCUUAGUCUUUCUCUGGAGUUGGGAGAUUGAAAUGGCACCAAUGAAUGGAGAAGACACAUACAGAGAUCUACACCAACCGGCUCUAAUCACGGCAGGGUGUUUUGUGAUUGUGGCACUGGCCCUUUCUAUCCUCCUCAUUCUCCAACAUCUCCGACAUUACACCAAUCCUGCUGAACAAAAAUGGAUUGUUGGGGUUCUUCUCAUGGUUCCUAUCUAUGCCUGCGAGUCUAUCAUAUCGUUGUGGAAUCCAAAGUUGUCUCUUGUAUGUGACAUUUUAAGAAAUUGCUAUGAAGCGUUUGCCUUGUAUUCCUUUUGGAGCUAUUUGGUUGCCUGUCUGGGUGGAGAAAGGAGAGUUAUAGAGAUCCUUGAAAAUGAAUCAAGAAGGUUGAUUGAUGACAAGCCAUUGUUGGAUGGAGCAGACAAGCAUCAAGAUAGACAACAAAGAUCAUUUAGCAACUUCUUCUUUCGUCCCGGUGUCCUUGGAAGAGAUUUGUAUACAAUAAUAAAAUUUGGUCUUGUACAAUACAUGAUUCUAAAGACAUUUUGUGCAUUCUUGGCAUUCUUGUUGGAGCUUUUUGGUGUUUAUGGUGAUGGGGAAUUCAAGUGGUACUAUGGGUAUCCCUACAUAGCAGUAAUCCUGAACUUCAGCCAGAUGUGGGCACUGUAUUGCCUUGUGCAGUUUUACAAUGUGACUCAUGAGAGACUUCAAUCAAUAAGGCCACUUGCGAAAUUCAUCAGCUUCAAGGCGAUUGUGUUUGCUACCUGGUGGCAAGGUGUGGGUAUUGCCCUGUUGUGUGCAAUUGGAGUAUUGCCCAAGGAGGGAAAGUUUCAAACAGGAUUGCAAGAUUUUUUGAUAAGCAUAGAAAUGGCUAUUGCAGCAGUAGCUCAUGUGUACGUCUUUUCUGUGGAACCUUACCAUUAUGUCCCGGCUUCCAAUUAUGGGAGGGUCACCACUGACACAACCAGAGCUCCAAAAUUGGAGGAUAAUGGUGAGAAGAAACCAACUGUGCUUGAAAAGACAGAAACUCAAGUUAAUGUGCCAGGAACGAGCGUCACUGAGAGCGUCCAAGAUAUAGUCGUUGAAGGUGGUCAACGGGUUGUGAAAGAUGUUGUAUUGACGAUAAAUCAAGCAAUAGGACCUGUGGAGAAGGGUGUGGCGAAGAUCCAGGAGAGAUUUCACCAUAGAUCUGUGGGUUCUGUUGACAAAGAGGAAGAGUCGGAAUCUGAACUAGAAAUUAAAGAACUUUUUGAAGAAAAUGAUUCUUGAAAUGAGCAUUUCUGCAUUUGGUUUUGCUCUGUUUUUCCUUUAUUGGUUUUGUUGUUGUCACAUAUGUGUAUGUGUAAAUAGAUGUACAUAUUCGACUAAAAGUGCCCCCUUCAAUGAAUCUUCCAUUCCCAAUUUCCAAA
This is a messenger RNA of Tripterygium wilfordii, 1817 nucleotides long. Its product is annotated as protein LAZ1 homolog 2. Gene Ontology annotation, biological process: transport. The transcript has 9 exons. Gene Ontology annotation, molecular function: transporter activity. The coding region runs from base 322 to 1677 and encodes 451 amino acids. The record is from RefSeq and is a predicted model, not a curated record. NCBI's taxonomy places the organism in Eukaryota, Viridiplantae, Streptophyta, Magnoliopsida, Celastrales, Celastraceae.